GCGUUCGAGGCUUGUGGUUGAGUACUUGACUACAUGCAUUGUUGACAUCGAGUUUUGCAUUUAUUAAUAUGCCUGGGCUAAAGGUAAAUCCGGCUGUCCUACCAAAAGAGGAACUCAUCAAGGAAUUAACAAGGAAUAACAUACCGUUACCAUCACCAAAAUCCCGAAAAGAUGUGUACGUAAAACUCUACAGGAAAUAUUUAAGUACGAGUAAUAAUCAUACAAAGAAGGUUAAAAAGUCUGAAUUUUCCAGUGAUGAGGAUGAGGCCGAUGGAGAACCGAUUUAUAGAAAAAGGUCGAUUGAAAAACGAACACGAGGAGCAAAAACAGCCAUAGGCUUACAGAAUGGAGAUGAUACCGAGGAUGACCCGAGGAGUGCACAGCUAAUGAAAACAAAGUUGUUUCAUGGCAUACUGCGAGAAGUGGAAAGUUUAAACCCAAGAGAGCUGAAGGAAGAACUCGAAAGCAGAGAUGAAGAAGUUGGGCCACUUGUAGCCUCUACUAUGAGGGUCUACCAGCGUAAACUUGCUAGGCUGCUAACUGAAGAAAGGAAGUCAGGCAGACAAGAGUAUGAAGAAAUAGAGGAGGAAGAACAUUACAGUGAUUCAGACAUUGAAGAGGAAGAAGAGGAAGAGGAGGAAGAAGAGGAAGAGGAGGUGGUUCUGGAGAAUAUAGAGGAAGCACCAGAUACACAAGUUCAAGCAGGAGGGGACACAGGACCACGUCAAAGGAACAUUCCUCGUAAGCCAGUCCAGCCUCCGAGUCAACCGAAAAGCAAACCUGCCGGUCUUGUGCCGAUAUGGGUCCAAAUGCUGGUCUUAUUCGGCCUUUCAUUUCUCAUUUUCGCAAUAUGGUAUAACAUGGAGACAGUCAACAACCCUGCGGAGAUUAGUAAAAAUUAGUUCACACCCUUUGCGCUAUUGACAGGCUAGUCGAUACGGUGACAUGUGCGGUUGUGACAUAAUUGUUGCAGAUGAUCUUUUGAAGACCACUUAAUAUUUAAACGUUCCAAAUGAGAUGUUACGUUUUUAAACAUUUAAUUAAAUGCUUUGUCUAGCCAGGCUUUUUAUAUAUUAAUGAGAUGUUUGGAAAAAAUGAAUGAAAUGGAUUUUUAUAUUUUUUUGGUCUAUUACCAGCCAACUUCCCUGGUAAGCAAUUGCAUGAGGCUCAUUUAUGGUGUUAUUUGGAGAAGUGAUGUAAAUUUGGUAGUGGCUAUUGUUAAAUAUAUCUGAUUGGAUGUUAUUGUCUUAAUUAAAUCCAUACAUACAAUAACAUCCAGUUAGCAUUAGGAGUACUUUCAAGACAAUAUCUACUGCCAAUACAUUUUUUACCUUGCAACUUUAAUAUUCUACCUACUCUACUUUUAAUGUAUUUUAUUUGUCCCAUUCAAGUUUUAUUGUAUCAUGUUUCUCUGAACAUUUCUUAGAUUAACAUAAAUAAAUUUGUAAUCAUUAAUAAAUUAUUAAGAAUAAAUAAAUUAGCAUAUAAUGCAAAUGAGUAAACUAAAUUUGUGUAUUAGAAUAGAUAGAAUUUUAAACCAAAAAAUUAUUUUGAGUUCAAUUUAAAUAUAUAACUAGCUUGGGUGAAUUUAUUUUACAUUGUAGAAAAUUUAUUAACAUUUUUAUGCUGAUGUCAAUUUGGUAUUUUAUAUAUUAAUUAAAAAAUAUCAAUCUAUCAAUGGAAUUUGAUUGACAGAACUUUAAGCUCUAUCAUAAUUUAUGUGACAAAUUUGAGUGAAUUGCCCAUAUAUAGAUGGCACGAUGAUGUCAUCAUAUCCAUAUUUGUUCAUGAUGUUGUCAUAUACAUAUAUUAUGGACAAAUGACAGAUUAUUUAUCACAAAGUUUGAUGGUAUAGAGCUUAAAAUUCUGUCCACACACACUGUCAAAUUUUAUGUGACAAACAUCUGUCAAAUUUCCGUCAAAUUUCCAUAUUUGUGUAUAAUAUGACAUCAUCAUGCCCAUAUAUGGGCACAUCACACAAAUUUGUCAUAUAAAAGUUGAUAGUGUUGAUAGGGCUUUAGAAGGUGGGUAAUCAAUAAUUGAACUUCAGAAACUGCAUGUAUUAUUUGUUGUGUGUGAUAUUUCUUCACUUGUGUACAAUAAUUCAACAGUAUUGUCCUUUUUUUUUAUAUAAACUUCAGCCUUAUAAGGCCCUAGUUACUCCUGAAGGAUUUGGUUUGUGAAUUAUAUUAUCUGAGAGAUAACAGUUAAUGCUUUAGGCUUAUCGUUCAAUCCAGAGGCCAUACCUCUUAGUAAUUAUUAAUUAUGAUUUGAGAUCCUGUGUAUAUAGCUAGUGCAGAAUAAAUAUUUGAAAAAAAAA
Molecule: messenger RNA, 2320 nt
Organism: Anneissia japonica
Lineage: Eukaryota; Metazoa; Echinodermata; Crinoidea; Comatulida; Comatulidae
Product: lamina-associated polypeptide 2, isoforms beta/gamma-like
Exons: 5
Coding region: 69-902 (277 amino acids)
Molecular function (GO): DNA binding
Source: RefSeq, a predicted model, not a curated record